AUGGACGACCCCGCAACGCAAGCCUUCCUGCUCGCCCUCCUCACCGCCGGCGGCGGGCUGACGGGCUACAUCCGCACGGGCUCCAUACCAUCGGUCGCGGCCGGCAUGACCGUCGGCGCUCUCUACGGACUCGGUGGCCUGCGCAUGCGCAACCGCCAGCCUUACGGGGUGGAGAUGGCGUUGCUCGCCAGUCUGGUGUUGGCGGGGAGUAGCGUACCGAGGGCGAUGAAGACGCAGAAGGCGCUGCCGAUUGGGUUGAGCGUUGUUGCUGCGUUUGGGUUGUAUCGAUUUGGGACCAUGUGGAGAGCUCAGGUGUGA
Letharia columbiana is the source of this 318-nucleotide messenger RNA. RefSeq lists its product as uncharacterized. The transcript has 3 exons. Gene Ontology annotation, cellular component: membrane. The coding region runs from base 1 to 318 and encodes 105 amino acids. NCBI's taxonomy places the organism in Eukaryota, Fungi, Ascomycota, Lecanoromycetes, Lecanorales, Parmeliaceae. The record is from RefSeq and is a predicted model, not a curated record.